Messenger RNA from Engraulis encrasicolus (European anchovy), 1716 nucleotides. Its product is annotated as 4-aminobutyrate aminotransferase, mitochondrial-like. Gene Ontology annotation, biological process: GABA catabolic process. The record is from RefSeq and is a predicted model, not a curated record. Gene Ontology annotation, molecular function: pyridoxal phosphate binding. The transcript has 16 exons. Bases 119 to 1624 code for a protein of 501 amino acids. Gene Ontology annotation, cellular component: mitochondrion. NCBI's taxonomy places the organism in Eukaryota, Metazoa, Chordata, Actinopteri, Clupeiformes, Engraulidae.
AAAAAGACAACCAUAAACAACAUAAGACGACAAAACCCUUGGCUUACAGUUUAUCAUCCGGUGACCUGCUGAUUGUACACCAUCGCUAAAAGGUUGCUCUGCCAGUGUGCGCUAUACCAUGGCCUCUCGUCUCUACUGCCGAUGUCUUGCCGCGCGCUCCAAUGUCUGGGGUUCUAUACAGGGUGGCAGGGGGCUCGUCACCCAGGCAGCGACGGCAAAGAGGAGCCUGGAUGAGUUUGAGCCCAGUGGGCCACGCAUGAAGACUGCAGUGCCCGGACCCCUGUCACUGGAUCUGCAGAAACAGCUGGGAGAGAUCCAGAAUGUGCAGUCCUUGAACUUCUUCUGCGAUUACGAGGAGAGCCGGGGGAACUACCUGGUGGACGUGGACGGGAACUGCAUGCUGGACGUCUACAUGCAGAUCGCCUCCAUACCUAUUGGGUAUAACCAUCCUGCUCUCAUGAGUAUCAUGACGAACCCUCGUAAUCUCAGUUCCUUUGUGAACCGGCCAGCAACGGGCAUGCUACCGCCGCGGUCGUUUACAGAGAAACUGUUGGAUGGCCUGCUCUCAGUGGCACCAAAGGGAAUGAAACGAGUGCAGACAAUGGCCUGUGGCUCCUGCUCCAAUGAAAACGCCUACAAGGGCAUCUUCAUAUGGUACCGGACCAAACAAAGAGGGCACAGUGAUCCAACUCCCGAGGAGACGGUAACCAGCGUCAUCAACCAGGCCCCUGGCUGUCCAGAUCUCAGCAUCUUAUCCUUUAUGGGCGGAUUCCAUGGUAGAACCUUGGGGUGCCUGUCUACCACACACACCAAGGCUAUUCAGAAGCUGGACGUGCCCUCCUUCGACUGGCCUAUCGCACCAUACCCCAAGCUACGCUACCCGCUGGACCAGUAUGCACGGGAGAACGCCCAGGAGGAGAGCAGAUGCUUAGAGGAGGUGGAAGACCUGAUUGUGAAGUGGGAGAAGAAAGGCAAACCUGUGGCGGGGAUCGUGAUCGAGCCCAUCCAAGCGGAAGGAGGAGACAACUAUGCAUCCUUCGACUUCUACAGGAAGCUCAGAGCCAUCGCCAAAAAGCAUGGGAGUGCGUUCCUGGUGGAUGAGGUCCAGACGGGCGGUGGCGCCACGGGGCUGUUCUGGGCCCAUGAGCACUGGGGGCUGGACGACCCCGCCGACAUGGUCUCCUUCAGCAAGAAGAUGCUCACCGGAGGGUUCUUCUACAAGGAUGAGUUCCAGCCUGAUAAGCCUAUGAGGAUCUUCAACACGUGGAUGGGGGACCCCACCAGGAACAUGUUCCUGUCGGAGGUGCUGAAGGUCAUCAAGCAGGACAACCUGCUGGACCAGGUCAAGAGGACGGGACACGUCAUGCUCAACGGACUCUACGACCUACAGGCUCGUUACCCACACCUCCUCAGCAGAGCCAGAGGACUGGGCACGUUCUGUGCCAUCGACGUGAAAGACGAGGACUCGCGGAACAAGCUUAUCCUGAAGGCCAGGAACAAAGGUGUCGUUAUGGGAGGCUGUGGAACCCAGUCCAUCAGAUUCCGGCCUGCCCUGGUGUUCAAAGAACAUCACGCACACCUCUUCCUCAGCAUCUUCAACGAUGCAUUGGCCGAAAUGAAAUGAAUGACUUGAAGGGCUAACUUUGCACAUAUGAGAAAUUGUAAUUUGCACUAUGGUCACCUGGAUUAUUCAGAUCACACAUGGAUUUCAUUGUU